Molecule: messenger RNA, 5570 nt
Organism: Salarias fasciatus (jewelled blenny)
Lineage: Eukaryota; Metazoa; Chordata; Actinopteri; Blenniiformes; Blenniidae
Gene: midn
Product: midnolin
Exons: 8
Coding region: 572-2227 (551 amino acids)
Cellular component (GO): nucleus
Molecular function (GO): protein binding
Source: RefSeq, a predicted model, not a curated record
CUUUGUGACAAUGUUCAUUGUCGAUAUUUCACUGGAGCUGCCUUCGGUACGAGAGCGCAGCCGAGAGCCUCUCAGCACUGGCUGCACGAGGCUUUGCAGCUCCAGCUCCUCGUUCCCGUGCUCCUAAAGCUUUGCAAAGGCUCGUAACAUCCACGAGGAAUGUAUGUUCUAUAUUUUUUUAAUUUAUCUAACCUCUUAGUUUUUUGUUCAGAAGCAAUUCAGGAGACUUCUCGCAUGCUGGAAAAACGCAACAAAGAAAAAGAUCAAACAAAGGAGAAUCCAGCGUUGUGUAGUUGAUGUUCCUUCGGGGAUAUUCUCAUGAUAUCGACCGGAGAGGAGACGGACGGGGUUUUGUAUUGACUCUUGGAGAGCGAGAGAAAGGAGGCUCCGGGAGCUGAAGGGAAAAGAGAACAACGCUCCUCUGGAUGCUGCCUUUGAUUUGCGAGCAGAACAAGGGACGUUAGACGAAGCGGCGGACCUGCUUUCCACGGUUCCUCCUCCCGCUCGCCACCCGCUUCAUUCUCGGCUCCGCUCGCCGUGUCUCCCCGCUUCUUUGACCACAGGUUAUCGGAUGGACCAGCAUCCCAGCGCCCGGAGCUGCACCAGCCGCGGGGCUUCGUCCUGCGAGGCCGUCCCGACUGAACCCUCCAUGAAUCUGUACAUCCACUCCACCACCGGCACACGCUUCGAGCUCUCCCUGCCCCUGGAGGAGACCGUGGAGGGACUGAAGAGGAGGCUGUCGCAAAGACUCAAAGUACCAAAAGAAAGACUUGCUUUGCUUCACAAAGAAACGCGACUAAGUUCAGGCAAACUUCAGGAUCUAGGCAUCUCUGAUGGGAGCAAGUUAACACUUGUACCAACAGUCGAAGCAGGAUUAAUGUCGCAAGCAUCAAGACCAGAACAGUCAGUAAUGCAAGCUUUGGAAAGUCUAACAGAAACUCAGGUCAGUGACUUCCUGUCUGGCCGCUCACCGCUUACCUUAGCGCUUCGUGUAGGUGAUCACAUGAUGUUCGUCCAGCUUCAGCUGGCAGCACAGCAGUCUGGGGGACCUCAGCUCCAACAUCGGCACCUCAUCACUCGGGGCAAUGCAGAGGCUGCCAUAGGCCAGCCCGCAGCGCAGCCCCGCAUCCCCCCUUCCCACCCACACUCCCAUCAUCACCCCCACCAUUCGCACAGUCACCCCAGCUCCCACUUGUCACAGCCUCACCCAGUGCCAUCCUCCCCCUCUUCCCCAGCUUCACCUUCCUUCCCUCUGCCCUCCACACACCACCAACCACUCGCCCCCAUGUACAUUCAGUCACCUUCCACUUCCUCCUCCCCUCACUGUAGCCCUCCUACUCCUCCUCCACCACCUCACUCCCCUCGUCCGUCACACAUCCCAGGGGGCAUUUUCCGCUCUCCUGUGCAUCACCACCAUCAUCACCAUCACUACCAUCAGCCUUCCUCAGGCCAGCCCAGCCAUGACGUGAGCCAGGUCAGCCCCGUAGCUCCAGUCCUCUGUCCUGAGGCAAACUGCAACACCAACAGCAGCAACAGCCCCAGCAGUGGCAGCAGUCCCUCUACACGCUCCCGCAAACCUGGUGCCAUCAUUGAGAGCUUUGUCAACCAUGCUCCCGGAGUUUUCUCAGGGACCUUUUCAGGCACUUUGCACCCUAACUGCCAGGAUAGCAAUGGGCGUCCCCGACGAGACAUUGGUACCAUUCUACAGAUCCUCAAUGACCUCUUGAGUGCUACACGCCACUACCAGGGCAUGCCGCCCUCCCUCACCCAGCUUCGCUACCAGACCCAGUGCGGUUCGCCCACCUCCCCUUCCCCCUCGCCACCCCCCUCGCCCCCAGUUGCUGCUGUAACAGGCCUCUCUGCCAAAGCUACCUCCGUGCCCACAGGCAGCCCCAGCAGACCUCCACCGACUCUUCAUCCACUGGUGCAGUGCCAGAGCCAGAUCCGCAUGUGCAAACCCCCUGGUGACCGCAUUCGCCAGACCGAGAACCGUGCAACUCGCUGUAAGGUGGAACGUCUGCAGCUGUUGAUGCAGCAGAAGCGUCUGCGCAGGAAGGCCCGGCGGGACCAACGUGCUCCUUAUCAAUGGCUGCCAAACCGCAAGGCCGGUCGCAGCAACAGCAACAGCAGCAUGUCCAGCGAGGGUUCCCUGGACCUGGACUUUGACGAUUCAGUGUGGAAGCCUGAUGUCAAGGCCGACUUGAAGUCCGAGUUUGUCAUGGCCUGAGCAAUCUGCUCUGAUACACAGAUUCAAACAUGCAAACGUUGCUUGGGAUUUACUUGUAGAGCUGUUGGGAGGGAGUGGAUUGGCAGGAGGUCAUACAUGACUGCAAAAAGGAAAAUCACAGAUGUCCUUGUUACUCUUUGCCUCAUGAAAAAGGCUCCCUGCAAACUAUAAUCCAUGUGUGUCCUUCACAGCUAACCCUGUGAUAAACAGCAUCGAUACCAACUGAACUUUCUUGUGAUUUGUGAUGCUUGGAUUUGGACAGGCAACAACCGGACUUAACAGUGUACAAGACUUUUUUUCAGGGUAUGAUUACAGACAACAUACCUGAACUUGAGCAUAGCAGAAUUCAGUGGGUGGUGGUGGUAUUUUGAUUCUUUUUCUAAGAUUUUUUUUUUUUAAGUGCACUCUGGGCAGAAAUGAAGAGAUCCACACUGGACUUAUUUACAAGAUGGGAGCACCAGAGGCUUCAGUGUUUCCUUAUCACAAAACAAGGCAGAAUUGCCGGACUAUAGAUUAUUCCAAUGGGCAUUCUUAUUGAUCAAAACUCAACAACCAGAGUCCAGUUUUUACCUGUUACGGGGUGGUUAAACUUUUUCAUUUUCCACUUUUGAACAUAUUAUUAUAUUUUAUAAACAAAAAAAAAUAUGUAGCAUUGUUCACAAAGCAUUCAGGUUUUCAUACAACAGUUCAAAGUAGUUGUUGAUUUGCACAUGUUCUUGAUUUAUAACAGCUGGUCAAAAUGUGCAAGAAGAGGAGGUGGGGCCUGAAAUAGAAAUAAAAAAGAAAAAAAAAAAGAAUAUGGAAGUGUUGCUAUUAACCUCAGUGACAUAGGCUAUCGAUAGGAAUGAUUAAUGAAUAAAACAAAAUGAGUUAAUUUUAACAGAAAGUGCUUUUAGAGGAUUUUAAAAUCUUUAAAAUGUAUAUGGAAAAAAAAAAUCUAUUUUUAUUUCUCUUCCUAUCUGCUGUUUUUAAAAAACAGCAGCCCUCUGUGGCUUUAGUCAAGUCGUUGACUACCAACAAAUAUGUACAUCCAUUCAAUCAUUCAUUUACUUGUUUAUUAAUUAUUUCGUGAAGCCACAACAAAAGAUACGGAAAGCUUGGUCUCAUCCAUCCUGCCUCAUGUCUUACAGACCUUAAUGGACUUGUUGAGGGAUUCAAAGUUUGUGUACAUAAAUGUGACAGUUGGCAAACUUUUAUGAGGGUGUGUGUUUGUUUGACUUUACUGUAAAUUGAUUUGGAGUUUCCCCUGUUUUUUGUCCAGUUGUCUUCUCCCUAAUAACCCCCAAUAUUACAAAGAUCAUCUGCAGUGAAUGCAUGACUUGCAAGUUUUUAACCAUGACGGAACGAAAUGGAAAAUUUCUAAGUUGGUUCUCGUUUGUUGGCCCCUGUACCUUCAUCUCAAGUCCUCAUGACUUUAUUUUUUUAAUGGCAAAGAAGAAGAAGUGGGAUCUUUAUCCAGCAUCAUUAUCUAGUGCCUCCACCAGUACACCCAUUGACAUAUCAGGUUAGGCCUUUUCACGGUGUUGCUGCUACACAAAGGGACUCAAAGUGGUUAAACAAACAAACAAACAAACAAACAAACAAACAAAAUGAAAAAAAAAACAUGGGAAGAGCAGAGGGGAAAAAAAUGACUUUUCUUUGCAUGCAGAAGUCUGACAAUACACUGAUCGUUUUUCUAUUGAUGGAAGAAAAAAGUAGAAACUGGUGCUGUGGGAAUGAAGGUUAACAACUUGCAUGAAUUUGUGAAGAAAAUAAACAAUGCUGCUUUUGUUGAUUAGGUUUUUGUACCGUUUUGUUUUUCUAUGUUUGAACAACAGUGUCCUGCUAAAGUAUUUCAGAGCAAAACCAAAACAGAUGAAGUUAAGUGUGGACUCACGCUCAGCACUGAACAUUCCUGUUGUGUGACAAUGAAGAUGAUGAUGGUGAUGAUCCUAACGUGAGCGAAGAGACUCUCUCUGUCUACUCCUUGAAUGCUAGUUUUACCCCACAGUGACAUUCAAGAACCCAGGCAGUCUACAAACUGUUUAGCCACCACCUUUCUACUCAGCCUAAAUGCCAUCAGAGGCUUGCGUGGACGUAUUCUUGCAGGGAACCAACAGACAACUGAAUUCACAUAAAACGUACCUACGGGAAGCAUCCGGUCUGUCUCUUUUAUCUGUCUGUUUGUCUGAUCGACCAUCCUACCACGAUUGCACUCCCAGAGAUUGCAGUGAGAGAUUACCUUUUUGGUGAACCUCAUCUUUUUUUUAAGUGGCCUUACCUUUCACUAAAAAAAUGAGACACUUGGGGACAAUGGGGAUGGGAACGUUUUUUUUUGUUUUUGUUUUGUUUUUUUUUUUGGUGCGGGUGGGGUUUUUGAAACUUUCUGUGCGUAUCGAUGUCAGACUCGUCAUCAAGGCACCAUUUUUUUGUCACCGAGGACACUGGGCAUCUGUUGUUUAGUGCUUUUAGCUGGUGGAGUCUCUAUAAUGUCAAGGCUUCUGUGCCUUAAAAAUGUUGCCCUUGCAGUGUCAGUGUCGGAGUUCAGCUUGUUUUCGUUGGUUGUUACACAUGACUGUAGUAUUCGCUGCCACAAGAGUCGUAGAUUUUAGGGGUAAGGCUUGUUUGAGCGAAUCAGAUACUGUUCAAAAGUGGGUGUUGUUCCUCAAAUACUGUCUUUGUCCCAUUUCUUCAUUGUGUUGCCAUGCUUGUUGGUCUCUGUUCUUUGAAUCUUACAUCCUUCUUAACUCAGUCCCCCCUGCAACAAACUGAAAAAAGCUACCCAUUUGUGUAACUGAGAAAAGUUGACACCAUAGUUCUUCGGUGGCGAGAAACAGCCCAGAUUCAGAAUGAGAAAAGUCCUGUAAGGACCCCAGACUUCAUGCACUUCCUGUUUUCUUGGACACAGCAACGUUAAAGGACAAUUGAACCCCUGCCCCAACCCAAAUUUUAUUUAUUUUCUUUUUUUUUUUUUUUUUUGUAUAUGUAUGAACUAUACUCUGUGUGUGCCUCACCUCUGUGUGAUACUCAAAAGAUUAAACAAAACAAAAAAGAAGACUAAAGCAUUACAGAGAGGAUAAGAAACAGUAUGUUGUUGGAAUUCUGAUCAUGUCAUUUAAGUUGCCUGUUCUUUCUUGUAGCCAACUAUUGAAAAUAACAGGAUUCAAGAAUACAAUUUACAAUGUUCUAGCUCUAGACCGGUGUAGCACAUGUGUGACUGUAUUAAUUUAUGAAACCAAAAUGGUAACUGUGAAUUAUGUAUUUCUUUGUGCAUUCUUUCUUUUAUAAAGCGGGGAGAAGUUGUCCGGACAUAGUAGCAGCCUAUGCUCUUGUCCGUUAAAAAAAAAAAAACAAACAAACAAAA